Molecule: messenger RNA, 1734 nt
Organism: Cyphellophora attinorum
Lineage: Eukaryota; Fungi; Ascomycota; Eurotiomycetes; Chaetothyriales; Cyphellophoraceae
Product: Lysosomal Pro-X carboxypeptidase
Exons: 3
Coding region: 1-1734 (577 amino acids)
Biological process (GO): proteolysis
Molecular function (GO): dipeptidyl-peptidase activity; serine-type exopeptidase activity
Source: RefSeq, a predicted model, not a curated record
AUGGACAUGAGUCUGGACGCUGUGGUUGCUAUUGACGUCGCACAGGCUGCGCUCAAGUAUCUAUAUUUGACUUCGCAUGCUGGCGGUGAUGGCAAUCGAGCUGAGGCUUUGAACGAUCGAGUUGGCCCCUUUCAGGAUCUCGAAUAUGGCCCGUCAUGGCCGUUGAUUCCAAGAGUGAUCGAAACAUGGCGAGGCAUCGAAUCCUCUGCUAUAAAGAUGCGCACCGAGCAGCACAGCGACUUGUUUUUUCUCAACCAUACAUCAUUUGUCGAGAUGCAUCUUUCCUACAUCAUCGCAGCGCUGUUGCCCACAGCUUCCUGGGCGGUUCCUGCCACAUUUGAAUCACGUCAAAGCGAACCAGAAUGCAAGUACGACUACUUUACCCAAAAGGUCGACCAUUUCGGCAAGAAUGACAGCACCUUCCAACAGAAGUACAGUCUCAGCACCGAGUUCUACAAGCCGGGAGGACCUAUCUUCUACAUGCAGGGCGCCGAAGGCUCACCAUUGGGGUGUAUCGACACCACUGCUGCCAUUUCGUGGGCAGAAGAGGUCGGUGGUGCAGCUGUCGUGCUCGAGCACCGCUACUUUGGAGACAGCUUACCAUUCAAUGCUACCAAUCCUCGCGAACAGCUCGCCGAGUACCAAUAUCUGACUCUCGACAAUGUCCUGGAAGAUGUCACUUUCUUCCUCGACGACCUCAAGACCAAGCUGGAGGGCGCCACAGAUUCCAAGGUCAUCACCAAUGGUUGCUCCUACCCUGCCUGGCUGAUGACAAUCUACCAACAGACCAGAGCCGCGAAAGUCCACGCCACCAUCGCUCAGUCCACCUCGGUCGAAGGCCUCAUCACCGAGGUCGACCACACCUUCAAGUACGGCGUCAACAACUUGGCAAACAACAUCUACCGUGCGCAGAACUACGAAGCGUGGGAGAAGAUCAGUAACGGCUACCAAGCGCUCCACGACGCCGUCCAUGCUGCAGACUACGACAAGCUCAAAUCUGAUUUCGGACUAUGCGAGUUGCCGAACGAAGAAACAGCACUCAACAUAAGAAUCUAUCCGGGCUUCGUCCACCUCCUGGCAACGCAGUACAACUACAACACUACAGGUCUUCCGGUCAAAGACCCCCUAAACACAAUGAUCAACAUAGCCCUGGACGAGCAAGACCCCAUCAAGCUGCUCAACAGGACAGUAUGGACUUGGAUGGGACCCACAGGCACCAAAUGCCUCAACGUCACCGACCCACAGCAAGGUGCCUAUGCAGGGUCUGGUACCGGUCUGCAGUUCGGCUCAUUCAACUACCUCAACUGCGCCUUCUGCCCCGGCGUCUCCGGCGGCGACUAUCUCAAUACCACCAUGUUCCGCUUCAACUACGACUCCUACCACUACGUCGUCGACGGCUGCAAGGAGCGCUACAACAUCACAGUACCCAAAGGCGAAGACAUCCGUUCAAAGUACAACAUCACACGCGAGGAUCUUCAGAAGAGCAAACGCAUCCUCUGGACGGGUGGCGAGUUCGAUCCAGAGAACGCCAUGGGGCCCAGGUACCAAGGCGUCAACAGCCCGAUCUUCGACAUCAACGCAGACAGAGACGUGAGUCGGUAUCUGCAUGUGGAUGGGAUGGGACAUUGCGAGGACAAUCACGCGCCGAAGGACACGGAUAAGGAGACUGUCAAGGCGGCGAGGAAGAAGACGAUUGAGGUGAUUCGCUCGUGGCUGGAGGAGGAGCAGGAAUAA